Molecule: messenger RNA, 1809 nt
Organism: Fusarium graminearum PH-1
Lineage: Eukaryota; Fungi; Ascomycota; Sordariomycetes; Hypocreales; Nectriaceae
Exons: 4
Coding region: 1-1809 (602 amino acids)
Biological process (GO): DNA-templated transcription
Cellular component (GO): nucleus
Molecular function (GO): zinc ion binding; DNA binding
Source: RefSeq, a predicted model, not a curated record
AUGGUCCGAAGCCUGGUCUCGUACGUUGUGGGUCCGCAGCAAGAUCAUGGUGUGAGCGGUGCAGACAACGAAAGGCAAAGUGUGACAGACAAUUACCAGGCUGCGAACGAUGUGGUCGUGCGGGAGUCGAAUGCGAUUAUGCAGGGCGACGAAAGCCAGGAUUUCCAGCUGGUCACCGUCAAGAGCUUGAAGACAAGAUUCAUACUUGAGGCCGAAUUGAGAGCCCUUCGAGGCACCUCGGGAAGCAACGAGGCCAUUGUAUCACCAGCCCAACAUGAUCCAUCGCCCCCGUCUUCAACGCUACUCACCCAACAGAGUGCUCCUCCAACCUUUGAGCGCACUCGCCGGGUCAAAGAACGCCAUCCUCCGACUGACCUCGUCGUCUCUGUGACUUCCCUAUACUUCCGUCACAUCCAUCCUUGGUUUCCAUUCUUGGACGUACAACGCGUCUUCGCUGACCUCGGCUCCACCGAUGAGCCUUCAAUGCUUCACCAUGCCCUAUUCGGAGUAGGGCUACCCUAUUCGUUCGACUCCCGUCUAGACCAGAUCUCUAGCGACUCAUUCUGGAAAUACUCCAAGCGCCGGAUCUUCGUCGACGUUCUCGAAGAGCCAUCUUACAGCUCUCUUGAAGCCUUGACUGUCCUUAUCUUGGACCUUUCUAGCAUGACUCAUAGUGCACAGGUUUCUGGUCCUCUCGCUGUCGCGACAAGGCUGGCUCUCCAGUUGGCAAAUACAGAUGGUCUGAUGUUUAGAACGUCGGCGGAAGUUGAGACCCACGAGACUUUGAGCAAAAGGGACAUCGACUUCCGACAGCGAUUGUUCUGGGCCAUCUACGCCCUCGACUCCUGGAUUUCCAUCACAACCAAUUCCAUCUCAACUUUGAGCAACCUCCAAGUCCAGCACUUUCUACUGACCCGCGAGGCAGUCUGGAGAAAUAGUCUGCCUGACAUGGGAGAUAUGGAUUUGUCUCCUGCCUUCGUUUUUAGCUAUCAGUUGGAGCUCUUGGACCUGGCUCGAAUAGCUCAUAGAACCGUAAUGGAGCGUGGUGACCUCUGCAACAGCUACGAAACCACAUCCUCCUGGGAACAAGACGUAGAGGCAAUCUCUUCGAAGCUUGACGUCUGGAUUGACUCUUUGCCCCCUCAGCUUGCUUGGAAUGACCGAGACGCCUCUUUAAGUCCAGCCCCAACAAGGACUAGUAUCUCUCCUGAAAUUACUGUCGAGAGCCAUCAAAGGUCUCAGGAACGCUGUCUCCGUAGCUCUAGAGCCCUAGCAGAUAUUGUCACCUAUGCCGCUGUACACGUGGUUGAUAAGCUUGGGUGGCCUGUCGCAUGGUCUGUCUGGGUUGCUGCUCGCUUCUUGAUCUCGCGGAGGUAUACCUUGGACACAAGCGAUACAGGAGCAAGUACAAAAAUCACCGUCUUUUCGGAUUUCCUUGGUCGAAUGAGCCGCUUUUCUCAGAUCAGUUCCACCUAUGUUCGACUCCUCAGUCAAGCCCUUUCCGAGGUCGAAUCAGGCGAUGACGGGGGUCAAAGCACAAUUAUUCACCUUAUCUCCGAUUGGCGAGUUACUACUGCUCGUCUAGAGGACUAUCUUAGACCAGAUCCGAUGCUGCAUGCUGUUGUCAGUCCAAGUCUGGCCGGUGACAACUCGACCGGAGCAGAUAUGCAGACAUUUAACACUUUACUUCCCGUUUUUUAUGAUGAAGCUUGGAUGGAUAUCUCUCAAAACAGUCCGGAUAGUUGGUUCCGUGGUCCUUUGUUUGCCUCCUCCGCGUAUCAAAGUUUUAAUGAGGUUCGGCAGGAGUGA